Messenger RNA from Exaiptasia diaphana, 1182 nucleotides. RefSeq names its product eukaryotic translation initiation factor 2 subunit 2. Bases 103 to 1044 code for a protein of 313 amino acids. Gene Ontology annotation, molecular function: translation initiation factor binding; mRNA binding; translation initiation factor activity. Gene Ontology annotation, biological process: formation of cytoplasmic translation initiation complex; formation of translation preinitiation complex; translational initiation. The record is from RefSeq and is a predicted model, not a curated record. Gene Ontology annotation, cellular component: eukaryotic translation initiation factor 2 complex. NCBI's taxonomy places the organism in Eukaryota, Metazoa, Cnidaria, Anthozoa, Actiniaria, Aiptasiidae. The transcript has 9 exons.
UGCGUCGAGUUGGCUGAUGCAACUAAAUUUCGCAUGUGACAUUACGAUUGAAGACGAAAUAUAUUACUUUUUGUAAGGGUUUUGUUUCACUAAUCUUUCAAAAUGGCAGAAGAUGAGAUGAUGUUCGAUCCUACUAUGAAAAAGAAGAAGAAGAAAAAGAAGAUGCCUUUAGAUUUGGAUGGAUUUGAGGCAGAYUCUGCCAACCAAGAGGUAGAAAAAACGAACGAACCCGAAGAAAUACCAGAGAAAGAUAUUUCUCUUGAUCUUGAUGAUUUUUCUGAUCUCAAAAAGAAAAAGAAGAAAAAGAAGAAGGUGUUUGAUAUGGAAGGACUAGAUACAGCAUUAUCGGAAAACACAGGAGAGCCUGGUGAUAAAGGAGGCAAGGAUGAUGAUCAGGGUGUUGAUGACUUUGAUUUAAGUCUUCCUAUGAAGAAAAAGAAGAAGAAAAAAAAGAUCAUAGAUAUCGAUGCAGUUCCUGAAAAAUCUCCUGAAAAUGGUGCAGAUUCAGGAGAAGAAGAGGCUGAAAACUAUGAAGAUAUCAAUAAUGUAGAAGACAGAGACUACACCUAUGAUGAGCUUUUAGACAGAGUGUUUGAAAUUAUGAGAGCAAAAAAUCCAGACAUGGUUGCAGGAGAAAAGAGAAAAUUUGUAAUGAAACCUCCACAAGUUCUUAGAAUAGGCUCAAAAAAGACAUCUUUUGCAAACUUUACUGAUAUUUGUAAAAUAUUGCAUCGUCAACCAAAACAUUUAUUAGCAUUUUUGUUAGCUGAGUUAGGAACAAGUGGUUCCUGUGACGGCAAUAAUCAACUAAUAAUCAAGGGACGCUUUCAACAAAAACAGAUUGAAACUGUCUUAAGGCGAUACAUUAAGGAAUAUGUGACUUGUCAUACUUGUCGAUCACCUGAUACAAUUCUACAGAAAGAAACUCGCUUGUUUUUCCUACAAUGUGAAACAUGUGGAUCUCGCUGUUCUGUGGCAAGCAUAAAGUCAGGAUUCCAGGCUAUUACAGGGAAGAGAGCACAGUUAAAGAAUAAGCAGCAGUAGAAUUCACAGUGAUCGUGUUAUUUGGAUUAAAGACAAUGGUUUCUUCAUUAGAGGAAACAAACAAACAAUGUUGCUGUAUAAUACUGAAUGUCACAUGAUUUAGAGCAAAUAUCCAUGAAAUAAACUGGAAUAAGAGAA